CAUCAAGCGACAUCAGGCAAACACUGAAAAUUGACGUCAGAACUAUGUAUACAUUUCUCAGUUCGGUAAGCAAAUUAUCAUUAGGUGAUAUUUUGCAAAUAUAACAUCAUAACAUGAAAUGAUACCUUUUUGAAAAUUUACAGUGUUAAAUAUAUCAUCAAAAGCAUCGUAAUGCAGCGUUAAUUGAAGAGAUCAACCUUUAUUUGCAAACAUAUUUCUAAACAUAACAUUGAUAUUCGAAAAAUUUAAAGUGAUAAAUCAGUGUGCAAAAACAAACAUGUUUGCAUUCUUGACAAAAAGAAUUUUGUUACAGCAACUUAUUUAUAUACGUCGUUUUGGAUGUAAAGCUGCUGCUACUACCACUACUAGUACCACCUCUACCACUACUACUUCCAAUCCAGAUUCAUGUAGCUCGUUCGAUCUAGUUAUUGUCGGGGGUGGUAUUGUUGGAUGCGCUACUGGUCGAGAAAUGUUAAUAAGACAUCCUAGCUUAAAGAUAGCAAUCGUUGAAAAAGAAAAUGAGCUAGCAAAACAUCAAACAGGGCAUAAUAGCGGUGUAGUACAUGCUGGCAUUUAUUACAAGCCUGGCUCUAUGAAAGCACGACUAUGUGUGGAAGGUUUAAAACUGAGUUACGACUAUUUUUGUAAACACGAUAUAUCUCACAAAAAAGUUGGAAAACUAAUAGUGGCUCACAGUAAAGAACAAGUCAAACAAUUGGAUAUCUUGUACGAUCGAGCAAUUCAAAAUAAUGUACCGGAUAUCCAAAUAGUUGAAAAACAUUGUAUAUCAAAUUACGAAGCUAAAUGCAAAGGAGAAAAAGCAAUAUGGUCACCAUGGACAGGUAUAGUCAAUUGGGCAGAAGUUUGUAAACAUUUUGGCAAAGAUUUUCAAAAAAUGGGUGGAAAAAUACUUUUAAAUUUUGAAGUUGUUGGUUUCUCAGAGAUGACAGAAUCUAAAGGGGCAAAUGAAUUAACUCCAAUUUCAGUGCAUUCGAAAGAUAAAUGUUUACCAACAAAAUACGUGUUAACAUGCGCUGGGCUACAUUCGGACCGUUUAGCAAUAAUGACAGGAUGCGAUCGUAGCCCACAAAUUAUUCCCUUUCGGGGAGAAUAUUUGUUGUUGAGCGAAAGCAAAAGAAAUUUAUGCAACACCAAUUUAUAUCCUGUUCCAGACCCUAGAUUACCAUUUUUAGGCGUUCAUUUUACACCUAGAAUCACUGGCGAAAUAUGGCUUGGUCCAAAUGCAGUUUUAGCAUUUUCAAGAGAGGGUUAUCGGUGGCGCGAUAUAAAUAUAAAAGAUUGUAUAGAAAUGGCAAAAUUUCCAGGACUGUACAAAUUAUGUAUCCGACAUUUUGUACCAGGAUUAAGAGAUAUGAUUAAAUCAAUUUUUUAUCCACUUAUAAUAAGAGAUUUACAAAAAUUUAUCCCCGAAGUAACUAUUAGAGAUAUAAAAAGGGGGCCAUCAGGUGUUAGAGCGCAAGCAUUGGAUAAAAAUGGCAAUUUAGUAGAUGAUUUUGUUUUCGAUGGAGGAAAAGGUAAUAUCGGUAAGAGAGUAAUACAUUGUCGCAAUGCACCUUCUCCUGCUGCAACUAGUUCCAUGGCGAUUGCUAAAUAUAUUGCUGAUAAACUAGAAAAAGAUUUUAAAUUCUGACGAGUCCGACAAGAAAUUCGGAUACCAAAUUUAAAAAUAAUCCGUGUUAAUACAUAUAAAAAUAAAAAUUUAUAUUUGAAAAUAAAUACGUAAAAAAAUAUGUGCAUUUUGAAAAUAAUGUGUUCAUGACUUAUGUACAUACCGUAACGUGCAAUAAAACAUACUUUAUCUUCUUCUUUAU
Apis dorsata (giant honeybee) is the source of this 1832-nucleotide messenger RNA. It is a transcript of the gene L2HGDH, whose product is annotated as L-2-hydroxyglutarate dehydrogenase, mitochondrial. The record is from RefSeq and is a predicted model, not a curated record. Gene Ontology annotation, molecular function: (S)-2-hydroxyglutarate dehydrogenase activity; (S)-2-hydroxy-acid oxidase activity. Lineage: Eukaryota; Metazoa; Arthropoda; Insecta; Hymenoptera; Apidae. Bases 278 to 1651 code for a protein of 457 amino acids. The transcript is spliced from 9 exons.